Messenger RNA from Argiope bruennichi, 3814 nucleotides. RefSeq lists its product as uncharacterized. Gene Ontology annotation, cellular component: extracellular region. Lineage: Eukaryota; Metazoa; Arthropoda; Arachnida; Araneae; Araneidae. Gene Ontology annotation, molecular function: chitin binding. The record is from RefSeq and is a predicted model, not a curated record. The transcript has 4 exons. Bases 148 to 3027 code for a protein of 959 amino acids.
AAUGUAAUCAAAAUAUUACCUAAAAUGAUGCAAAAAUUCACAUCAGAGUACAUUCAGUUAGCGUAAUGAUGCUCAUAACCUAGCAUGGAACAGCUACUUCAGUAAUAAUUUUUGUUUGCGUGUAAAAGAAGUAGAUAGGAUAACACAAUGACAGAUUUUAAGAAGAUGAAGGGAGUUAUAUUUCUGUUGGGAUUUUUACUUGCUGCGGCUGACAGCAAAGGGAACAACUGGUCUCAGCAAAGUGCAAAUAGAUGGCAACCUUCAGAUGCUGCAUCAGACCGUGGCUGGAAUUCUGGUGGUAUGCAGGUGAAAGAUGCUGGAAAUUGGAAUGGUAUAGAAAAUCAUCAAGACAAUCGGGGAUGGAGCCAAGAUACACAAAUAAGAAAUAUAGGAAAUAAUGGACAGGGCAAUCAAUGGCAACCAUCUUCUCAAGGAUGGUCUGAGGGUGAUUUGCAAAGGAAAGUUGGUGGAAAUCAAAACUAUGGAAGGAAUGACCAACCUCCUCAAAGAAUGUGGAGUACACAUGACUCUCAAGUAAAAGAUUCUGGAAGGUGGAAUUCCGGUGAAAAUCGCCAUGAUUGGGGAAAUCAGGAUUCGCAAUAUCAGGAUGGCGCAGAACUUCAACAAACUAAAGUAAACUGGAAUCCUUCUGAUUCUCAAGUAAAAGACUCAGGAAGGUGGGAUACUGGGAACAACCAAGGAGGAUCAGGAAACUUUGGUCCGUCAGAUUCUCAAAGAAAAGAUUCAGGUGGUUGGAAGUCUGAUGGAAAUUAUCCUUCCCAAGGAAAUUUCGACCCAAAUGAUGCACAAGUCAAAGAUUCAAAUAGAUGGAACGAUGGUGCAAAUCAGCAACCUGCUGGACCUUUUGUACCAAACGAUGCUCAAGAAAAAUCUCCUGGACCAUGGACUGGUAAUAACAAUCAACAAAAUCCUGGAAACUGGAAUCCCGCUGAUGGUCAAGUGAAAGAUAAUGAAAUAUGGAACAAAGAAAAGACAAACCAGGGUGAUGGAUCAAGGUGGAGUCCAGGAGAAGGACAAAUGAAAAUAAAUGAAGGUUGGAAUCAAGAGGUUAACACGGAUGCUCCGAGAGGACAAUGGGACCAAAAUCAAGGCUCAAAUAUACCUGGUCUAACCGAAGGUGCCCCUGUAGAAGGUAAAUGGAAACCAGACGAAGCAUCUGGUCCAGCUGUAGGAGGUCAGUGGCCUGCAGUUCAAGACGAUAUCAGCAAACCACCGAUUGACCAAGUUCCAGCGAUAGAUAUUAACCAAGGAAAUAAUCAACCAGGGGAAGUAGGAAUACCAGAUAGUGACUAUGGAACUGGGGGAAAUAGAGAUAUGGGUGAUACUGGGAUGUUGCCAGAAGGCUUUCCACCAAGAGUUCCUCAGGGAAAUUACAAAGGAGGUGAUACUAGCAGAUAUCCUGGGGAUGAUCCAAGUCAGUGGAGACUAGAAGAUUCCAUUCCUGGAACACCUGGAGUUGAUUAUCCAAAUUACAGCACGAUUCCCCAAACAAGUUUCGAUUGCAAACAACACGAAAAUCCGGGAUAUUACGGUGAUGUAGAAGCUCAAUGUCAGGUAUUCCAUAUUUGCCAAGCUGAUGGUCGUCACAAUUCCUUCCUGUGUCCCUUGGGAACAAUAUUCAAUCAACAGUAUUUUGUUUGCGUUUGGUGGUUCAAUUAUGAUUGUGAGGACACAACUAUGUACUACAAUCUGAACGCGGAUCUGUACAAAGGAGGACAUGGUGGACAAGGAAAUUUUAAAGGUACUCCAGUUGGGGCAGAAGGACCUACUGGUGGUUCUGGAGUAGCUACACCCCAAUCUAUCAAUACUGGGGUCAUUUCAGAUGUAGGACGCACUGAUUACGGAAGAGGUGGACAAGUCGAUUCAAUAAUUCCACCAGGAGUUGGUGUAAACAAUGUUGGACAGGCUGGAGUGGUAGAACCAAUUCCUCCACCAGUAGUGGGGCCAGCAAUACAGCCUGAAACUUAUGGACCAAAUGAAGUGGCAAGACCAGAUACUUUUCGCCCUCCAAUCGAUCAGCCAGUGAAUGUACCGAACGUAGAAAGUCCAAAGCCUUAUAAUAACGAUGGAAUAAAACCAGACGUCGGAAUUGAAGCUGGUGGUCGAGAUAUUGGAUAUGGGCAAGGUGGACAAAAUAAUGGUUAUGGACAAGGAAAUACUGCUCAAGAUAGUGGUAAGAGAAAUUGGGGAGAUGGGAAUCAAUCUGGUAAAAGAAACUGGGGUGUGAAAGGUGGUCCUGUUGACGGAAAUCAAGGAGGAAGAUGGAAUCCCGAUGGAAAUGUAAUGAGAGGAGAUUGGGGAAAUGAAAAUUCUAAAAAAGGAGGAUAUGUUAAAGGACGUAAGGCAAGAAGCUGGGGAAGUGGUGAUACAUAUGAUAGUGAAUUAGAUAAAAGGUGGGGAUCUGAUAAUUCAGAAAUCGCAUUGGAUGGCCAAGAAGGUAACUGGAUGAAAUUGGAAGAAAUACCACCACCAUUGAAUUCAAACACAAAUGCCAGAGCUGAACUAUACGAAAAUGAGGCUCAAAAUCAAAACUGGAAUGCAAGAGCAGCUGAAGAACAGAAAGAAUUCGUUAAUGAACCGCCAGUAGGUGGACAACGUAAUGAAUGGAAAGCAAAAGAAAAUAUUUUGGAACCUUUUGAAGGUGACGGAAGUUGGUCUAGUAACGAAAAUCGAAAUAACUUACAGGAAAUUGGUAAUAAACCGGAAGCACCGAGCAGGAAAUGGCGAACCAUAGAGGAUUCAACCAGAACAGCACUUCUUCAAGAGGCACGAACACCGAGAAAUAACUGGUGGCGAGACACUUUGGAGAAAAAUGUAAAUAAAAGUCAGGAAGGCUGGAAAGAAGACCCGAAUGAUUCGAUCCAGGCAAUUAAUAAUGUACAAGAUGCAAAAGACACUCCUCAUACUUACGGCAACUGGAGAAGUUUGAAUAAUAAUAAUUAUUACGAUCAUGACAAAGAUUAUAGUUCUGAAAGGAAUUCAGAACAACAAAACUGGACUAACUAAAUAAAAAAGAAUCUGUAGAUUUUUUUUGUUAUGAACAGAGACAAUGCUUUCGUUAAAUGAGCUAGAAUGAUGUAGAUUUCUAAAAAAUCUGAUCUAUUUAAUUUUAUCACUCAAACAUACCCCCUCCCCCCUCAAAUACUUAGAAGAGUCUUAGAAUUAAGUUGAGAAAACAUGGUUCCUUAAAUUCAGAAGAAAUGACAGCGUAUUGUGUAUUGCUUACGUGCAUACUGGUCUUGAGUAUUUUAUUUUUAUAUAAUGGUGUGCCUGUUAUAUCUAGGAUUAUAGAGAUAGGUAAAAAGAUAUAUAUUGAUAAAGGAAGUGAAAUUGAAAGAUUGUGCCACACAUGCUAUAAUCGUUAAUCAUUUCUCUUUCUCCUAAGAAAGAGAGAAUGACAAUGACAACUAGGUUUAUAAAAUUGCUUAAAGAAUUCAGACAUAUAAGCUUAAAAUAUUUCUUAGAUGAAAAAUAUAUAUUUAAUUUUUCAGGAAUAUUGUUCUAUUUAUCAUUCUUCGAGACAACACCUUAAGUCUACUGAAAAAAAAAUUACUAGAGUUCCAACUGCCAUCUGUUGUCUUUCGUUAAUAAAUCACAAUAAAAUUAUAGCCCUCCUUAGAAAAUUGUUUCUAAAGAUUCUCGAAAAGAUUAAGCAUGGAUUAAGAUCCAUGCGUUAAACAAUUGGUGUUUUAACUGGCCUUAUGUCUGCAGUUUUACUUUUGAUAAUUUUAUUUUUUAUAUACAGAAUUUAUUUAAAUAUUCUGGAGUACAUUAUAUCUUUUAAACGUUUGAG